Molecule: messenger RNA, 1638 nt
Organism: Kluyveromyces lactis
Lineage: Eukaryota; Fungi; Ascomycota; Saccharomycetes; Saccharomycetales; Saccharomycetaceae
Gene: CNA1
Product: calcineurin catalytic subunit A
Exons: 1
Coding region: 1-1638 (545 amino acids)
Biological process (GO): fungal-type cell wall organization; calcineurin-mediated signaling
Cellular component (GO): calcineurin complex; cytoplasm
Molecular function (GO): calmodulin binding; calmodulin-dependent protein phosphatase activity
Source: RefSeq, a predicted model, not a curated record
AUGAGUCAGGAGGCUAUAGAGAAUACCAAGAAAGUUAAUGCAGCUCUGCGAGUCAUUGAGUCUAAGCCUUCAGUUAGAGACGAUAAGGAUUUAGAUUUGACGGAGUAUGAAUUAGAAGACGGUGUGAAGCGAUCUACUGUAGAAAGGGUGGUAAAGAGCGUACCGCCAGUGGCAGCCAGGGUACCAACGGACGAGGAAUUGUUCAAGCCGGACGGAUUACCAAACCAUGAGUUUUUGAAGAAACACUUCCUCAAAGAAGGACGACUAUCACGUGAUCAAACCAAAAGGAUUCUAGAGAUGGUGAUAGACGUAUUUGCCAAGGAACCGAAUCUGUUGAUGCUGAAUUCGCCAUUGACUAUUUGUGGUGACAUCCAUGGGCAAUAUUACGAUCUUAUGAAAUUAUUUGAAGUCGGAGGAGAUCCUAGUGAGACACCGUAUCUAUUUUUAGGUGAUUAUGUGGAUAGAGGCUCAUUCUCAUUUGAAUGUUUGAUCUAUUUGUAUGCGUUAAAGAUCAACUUCCCUAAGACAUUCUGGUUGUUACGUGGGAACCACGAGUGUAAACAUUUGACAUCAUAUUUCACUUUCAAGGCUGAGUGUUUGCACAAGUACGAUUUAUCCAUCUUUGAUGCUUGUUGCAAAUCGUUCAACUACUUACCCCUAGCUGCAGUGAUGAACAACCAAUAUUUCUGUACGCACGGUGGUAUUUCUCCAGAUUUGGUCUCCGUACAAGAUGUUAACAAGAUAAAUAGAUUUAGAGAGAUCCCUUCAAAGGGUUUGAUGUGUGAUUUGAUGUGGGCGGACCCAAUUGAAAAUUAUGAUGAGGAUUCUAAUUCCGAGGAGAGAUUUGUACCAAACUCGUUAAGAGGUUGUUCUUAUGCAUUCACUUAUAAAGCUGUAUGUGAUUUUUUGAAAAGAAACGGAUUGUUGUCAGUGAUACGAGCUCAUGAGGCCCAAGACCAAGGAUAUAGAAUGUACAAAAAUACCAAAUCGAUGGGGUUCCCAAGUUUAAUGACCCUUUUCAGUGCCCCAAACUACUUGGAUACUUACAAGAACAAGGCAGCUAUAUUGAAAUAUGGAGAUAACCUAAUGAAUAUCAGACAAUUUAACUUUUCACCGCAUCCAUAUUGGCUACCCAACUUUAUGGAUGUGUUUAGCUGGUCUUUACCUUUCGUCGGAGAAAAAGUCACCGAAAUGUUAAUUGCAAUUUUGAACAUUUGCGCGGAGGAAGAAUUGGAUGAAGAUGUGCCGAUUAUUGAUGAAGCUGUGGGAAAAAUAUCCGAGGUUGAUGAUGGUGUAAAUGAAAAGGAAUCUCCACGUUCUAACAUUCUUGAUGAAGCCAAACGCAGAUCUUUAAGAAACAAAAUCAUGGCGAUCGCUAAAGUGUCAAGAAUGUACAGCGUUCUACGAGAAGAAAGCGAAAAGGUCCAAUAUUUGAAAACGAUCAAUUCAGGUACUUUACCAAAGGGUGCUUUAGCUCAUGGUGCCGAAGGUCUAACAGAAACUUUAAGCGAAUUUGAGAAGGCUAGGAAGCAAGAUCUCAUCAACGAAAGGGUACCACCAAAGAUGGAAGAAAUGGAAUCUGAGAGAGAAAAGUACUAUAGAGAUAUGUUACAAAAGAUUAAAGGUGAUCAAAUAUGA